Molecule: messenger RNA, 2453 nt
Organism: Setaria italica (foxtail millet)
Lineage: Eukaryota; Viridiplantae; Streptophyta; Magnoliopsida; Poales; Poaceae
Product: ABC transporter G family member 11
Exons: 8
Coding region: 106-2259 (717 amino acids)
Cellular component (GO): membrane
Molecular function (GO): ABC-type transporter activity; ATP hydrolysis activity; ATP binding
Source: RefSeq, a predicted model, not a curated record
UAGAGUCCAUUUGGGCGGUGGGGAGUGGAACAGCUAGCCCCGACCCUAUCUUCGGCAGGCACUGACAGCUCCGCUCGCCGAAAGCUAGAGCUAACUAGCCUAGCCAUGGCGGCCACGUCACCGCUCCCGCGGUGGGCGCCGACGCCGAGCCCGUCGCGGCCGCUCUGGCGCUGGGGCGGCGGCACGCCCGACGCUGCCGGCCACGGAGGCGGCGAAGCAGGCGCCGGCGGGUGGUCGCUCGGGAGCGUCUUCGCGUGGGCCACGGGUGGCGCCCGGCGGCACCGUGGUGGCGGCACGGUGUCGAACGGAGCAGCAGCCGGAGCGCCACCCGGCGGCGACGGCGGCGUCUGCGUUCCCGGAACGGGGUGCGAGCUCGUGCCGCCGCCGGCGUCGCCGACGACCGUGGCAGCGGACGCGGCGGUGUUCCUGACGUGGGAGGAGGUGCGCGUGACGGUGGCGGGCGGCGCCCGCGGUGCGCCGGCGGUGGACAUCCUGGACGGGGUGAGCGGCCAUGCGCGGCCCGGGGAGGUGCUGGCCAUCAUGGGCCCGUCUGGGUGCGGCAAGACCACGCUCCUCGACACCCUCGCAGGAAGAUUAGGACCAGGCAUGAACAAAACAGGGCUGAUUUUAAUCAAUGGUCGGCAGGAGAAGCUUGCCUAUGGAACCUCAGCAUACGUGACCCAAGACAACGUGCUCAUGUCGACGCUGUCGGUGCGUGAGGCCGUGUACUACUCGGCGCAGCUGCAGCUGCCGGACACUAUGCCGCCGCCGGAGAAGCGGGCGCACGCGGACCGGGUGAUCCGGGAGAUGGGCCUCGGCGACGCCAUGGACACGCGCAUCGGCGGCCGGAUCACCAAGGGCAUCAGCGGCGGGCAGCGGAAGCGGGUGAGCAUCUGCAUCGAGAUGCUCACGCGACCGCGGCUGCUCUUCCUCGACGAGCCCACCAGCGGGCUCGACAGCGCCGCCUCCUACCACGUCAUGAGCCACAUCGCCCGGAUCGCCGUCCGAGAGGGGAUGACGGUCGUCUCCGCCGUGCACCAGCCCAGCGGCGACGUCUUCGAGCUCUUCCAUGGGCUCUGCUUGCUCGCCGCCGGGAAGACGGUGUUCUUUGGGACAACCUCCGAUGCCACCGAGUUCUUUACUCUGAGCGGCUUUCCAUGUCCACAUCUGAGGAGCCCAUCCGACCAUUUUCUAAGAACAAUCAAUAAAGACUUUGAUGAGGAAAAUGUGGAGAGUUCUAAAGCAAACAGGAAAACAGCAGCUGAAGCGAUAGACAUUCUGACGACUGCAUACAAAUCCUCCAGUUAUGCAGAAAAAACAACGUACCAAAUAGUUGAGAUGAAAAACAUGGAUGGAGCUUCAUUUAAGAGAAGAGAACAAGCAGGCUUCUGUACAAAGCUCCUUGUGCUCACAAGGAGAUCAUUCUUGAAUAUGCAUAGGGACAUAGGUUACUACUGGAUGCGUUUGGCCGUCUAUAUGGGCAUUGGCGUAUGUCUUGGCACUAUCUUCUACCAAGUCGGCUAUAGUUACAGUUCUAUCCAGAGUCGAUGUGAAGUAAUAAUGUAUACCACUGCACUUUUAACUUUCAUGGCCAUUGGAGGAUUCCCUUCUUUUGUAGAGGAUGUAAAGAUAUUCAGAAAGGAGAGGCUGAGUGGGCACUACGGCGUGUCAGAAUUUGUGAUCUCAAACACCCUUUCAGCCACUCCAUACCUGUCUGUCAUUGCUGUAUUACCCGGUGCAAUGCUAUACUACCUCACUGGACUAACAAAAGGCGUGGAUCACUUCACCUAUUUCGUCAUCGUCCUUUGCAUAUGUUGCCUGCUGGUUGAGAGCAUGAUGAUGAUUAUCGCCGCGAUUGUUCCGGACUUCCUGAUGGGAAUCAUCAUUGGAGCUGGGGUGCAGGGGGUGAUGAUGCUCAAUGGCGGCUUCUUCCGCCUUCCCAGUGAGCUCCCGAAGCCAGUAUGGAAGUACCCCUGCUACUACAUCUCCUUCCACAAGUACGCGGUGCAAGGAUUCUACAAGAACGAGUUCAUGGGACUGUCAUUCCCAAGUGAUCAGCUGGUUGAGUCUAAUGUCACCAUCAGUGGUAUUCAGGUCCUGAAGAGCAAGUUGCAGGUGGAGAUGGGGUACUCGAAAUGGGUAAACCUUGCCAUCCUAUGUGGAAUGAUGGUGCUAUACAGGCUUAUCUUCUUCGCUAUCGUCAAGAUUGCCGAGGAAAUCAGACCAAAAUUGGGAGGCAAACGAGGAUCUGUUAGAUAGUUGCCGUCUGUGUAUGUUUCUUUUUUUUUUUCCAUGGUCCAGUCAGUUUUCUGGUCAAAUUGUAUUAACUGCAAACAGUAAUUUGGUUAUACCACCAUGCCAUCUUAAGAUGAAACCGUGCAUGGUAUAUCUUUAUUUUGGGGAUAAUCAGUAAAUUAAACCACAGCAAAAAGAUAUGUGUAUACGAUUAAAAA